This is a messenger RNA of Eubalaena glacialis (North Atlantic right whale), 804 nucleotides long. Its product is annotated as COP9 signalosome complex subunit 8-like. Gene Ontology annotation, cellular component: COP9 signalosome. The transcript has a single exon. Lineage: Eukaryota; Metazoa; Chordata; Mammalia; Artiodactyla; Balaenidae. The coding region runs from base 1 to 630 and encodes 209 amino acids. Gene Ontology annotation, biological process: protein deneddylation; COP9 signalosome assembly. The record is from RefSeq and is a predicted model, not a curated record.
AUGCCAGUGGCGGUGAUGGCGGAAGGUUCCUUUAGUUUCAGAAAGUUGCUGGAUCAGUGCAAGCACCAGGAGCUCGAGGCUCCAGGAGGAAUUGCUACACCCCCAGUGUAUGGUCAGCUUCUAGCUUUAUAUCUGCUUUAUAAUGACAUGAAUAAUGCAAGAUAUCUUUGGAAAAGAAUACCACCUGCUAUAAAAUCUGCAAAUUCUGAACUUGGGGGAAUUUGGUCGGUAGGACAAACAAUCUGGCAGAGAGAUUUCCCCGGGAUCUAUACCACCAUCAGCGCUCACCCGUGGUCUGAGACGGUCCAGCCAAUCAUGGAGGCACUAAGAGAUGCCACCCGGAGGCGAGCCUUCGCCCUGGUCUCUCAGGCAUAUAUGUCCAUCAUCGCCGACGAUUUCGCAGCCUUUGUUGGACUUCCCGUGGAAGAGGCUGUGAAAGGUAUCCUAGAACAAGGAUGGCAGGCAGACUCCACCACAAGGAUGGUCAUGCCCAAAAAGCCAGUUGCAGGGGCCCUGGAUGUUUCCUUUAACAGGUUUAUUCCCUUUUCAGAGCCUGCCCCCGUCCCGCCCAUCCCCAAUGAACAGCAGUUAGCCAGACUCACCGAUUACAUGGCUUUCCUCGAAAACUGACUUACCAUUCUGAGUUCAAGAUCCACCUUCAGCAUCCUGAAUACUGACAGAAAAAUGUAAAAUUUUUAUUUUCAAUUUUAUUGGAUGGAUUAAGCACCUCAGCAUUCCUUACUGAGUAUGUGAUAAAAUACGUGUAUAAUAUAAAGUAUAUUAUAUAUAUUUUGUCCUUAAACA